GUUUUUCUCUGCUUGAAGAUUUUGCGUUAUUGCUACAAGGUGUCUUUCAGAUUGUUACAAAGUCGAUUCACUGCUCCUGCUCGUUUCAGUUUUCGAUAACACGCAGUCGAAUCUAGUCGUUGAUUCGCGUCAAGUGAGAAAAGUAUCCCGACGCAUUUUUAAUUAUUCGUGAAACAUCCGCUGAUAUUUUACGCUGACAAGCACGAAGUAACGGACACAGAAAACUAUAUAUCUAUCUUUCGUCUCGAAUAAAACAUGUCGGACAUACGUCGACGUCGAAGAUCUGAUCAAUCGUGCGGUUCCGAUCUUUCGGACUCUUGUGAAGAACUAAACGCGACAAAGGAGACUCAGAGUAGUGAACAGACUGAUGGACAUCAGGAUUCAGAAUGUGAUAUUUAUGAAGAUUCAGAAAGUAACUCUGAUACUGAGUCACAAGAAGGUAGGGAAUUACGAGAAAGUGGAGAUGGUCAGGAAGAAGAGAAACCACAAAAGAAGUUGGCUGAUGAUGAGGAUAGACGUAAUCCACAAUAUAUUCCAAAACGGGGAACAUUUUAUGAACAUGAUGAUCGAACAACUGAUGAAGUAACUGAUGCCAACACAGAAGUGCAAACAAAUGUGAAAAAAACUAAAGAAAAGAAAGUAUGGAAGGACAAGGAAGACAAAUGGGAUCAUGAUCGAUACAAUGAUGAAGAACAAGCCCCCAAAAAACCUGAAGAACUAAUAGCAACAUAUGGUUAUGAUAUUAGAAAUGAAGAAGGACCUCCUAGAGCUAGGAGGAGAAGAAGAUACGGUCGUGGACCCAACAAAUACACAAGAAAUUGGGAAGAUGAAGAUGCUUAUGGAAAGACUACUUCUAGUAGAGGAAACAGACGUUUUCACAAAAAUAAUGAAGAGUUUCCUGCUCUUGGUAAUAAUAAGAAUGCUUUAAAUAAAAUGGAAGAACCUGUGAUUUCAUCUGCUUGGUAUAGCAGCAAAAGUAAAACACAAAAUAAAACUCAAAAUUUUCCGCCACUUCAAUCUCAACAGGACAAUGUAAAAUCCACACUUACUGUCUCUAAUACUGUCACAAAUGAAAACAAAUCGCUAGAUGAAUCUGCUAAUACUUGGAAAAAAGAUAACAAACAUGCUAUUCAAAAUCAAAAUGCAAAUGGAAAUAUCGGAUCUAGCAAUGAUACAACUAAUGCCAAAUUAUUGCCAAGAGAGACCAGUAAGAGAAGCAAUCUUCAAGAAUCUGUAAGCUUAGCGGCGAGUAGGACGCGUGGAAGAGGUUUCAAAACAAAUGCUAAUAACAACAUGGUCACUAACAGAAUAGUAGAGAAUAAAUCAAAAGGACGUGGUUUUGGUCUAGUCACGGUUGAGAAUAGAAGAAAUCCUCCUGCGCAACACAAUGACGAGCAUCAACUCGUUCACGAUAUGAAACAAGUCAAUGUUAAUGACAGUGGUCAAUAUCAUCAGCCUGCAAGACAUAACAAAAGCUACUUCCCAUCUUCCAAUCAACAUAGAUCAAAUGCAGUACCGCCUAGAAUGCAGCAACAACAGUCACAUCAACAACAAACACAUUCGCAGCAAACAAUACAACCGCAGCAACAGCAGCAGCAGCAGCAACAACAACAACAACAACAACAACAACAAGAUGGUUCUGGAAACAGACCUAAACGAUACUCCAGUCUUCGUCAACGACCGAUUUCAGAAACAUCUGCACAACAAAAUUAUCCUUCUCAACACGCCCAACAUGGAUAUUUUUCACCUCAAGCUGGAAACUCAAGAGCCGUUCUAGAAUCUCAAGGCUAUCCACAAGGUCAUUUCGAACAAUCUUCUCCUGUGAGUCCAGCUACAGCACCUAUGGGAGGACAGCCCGUUAUUUCUUUACCUCCUGGUGGACAGCCAGCUAGUUAUGCACCACCACCAUUCUUAGUACCACCGCCACAAUUUAUACCUCCUCAAACGGCGCCUCCUAGUAUAAUCAAUUACGUUCCCGGGCCAAAUGGCCCAACAUUUCCACCGAACUUUCAAGGCUACCAAGGAUAUAAUCCUUCAGUGCAGCCUCAAGGUCCACCACAAGAGCUGUUUCAACCACAAGGGUGUACUUACUAUAGUCCUGCUCAGCAGCAACAACAGCAACAACAAACUGCUCCUCUGCGACGACCAAAAGCUGCAAUACCUAUUCUUCCACCACCUGAUAAUCAGCAAAGUGGCAGAGGAAGAGGUAGAAAUACUCAGCAAUAUCAACAUAAUAAUCAACCUGGUAGUAAUAUCACGCAACAGACUGAACAACAAGAAAUCAAGAAUAGUAACGCAAUGGAAAGUGACGAAAAAUCUAUACCGGGACAGUUUGAUAGUGCCGAACAAUCGAUUACACUGAAUGAAGAAUCGAGUCAGAAAAGUCAAGCUUCGGAUAGAAUAGUGAACAAUGCUGACGAGAAGAGCAAAAAUAACAUUAAUGCGGAUGUUCAUAUAGACGUUGAUGCGUUGCCUAUUAAAAAAGAUAACAUAGACGAUAGCGUUAGUGUAACUGAUUUGGUGGAAGCCAAUUGUAACGAAAAGAACACGAUUUCACACAGUCCGACAUUGGUCACUACUGAGACUGAACGUGAAUUAGCUAACAUUGAAUCUACAAUUCCUGAAAAUACAAUUGUCGAAGAAGCAGCAGCCUAAAAAGUAUAAUUAAUAUCAUUUACGCUUUAUGUAGCAAUUGUUCAGUUUCUCGCGAUACAAUUUAUUACCAAGAUUUUAUACACAUACAUACGUACGAACGUAUGUAUAUAUACAUACAUACCACACAUACAUACAUACAUACAUACAUACAUAUAUAGUAGUGCUUUGCUAUUUUUCCGCUCCUCGCUUUCGCGAGCGGAAAAAUUUCGAGGGAGGUAUGUGUCCCGAAAAUUGCCGGCUGUUACCUCUAAUUCAGAUCGACCACGAGCUCGAUUGCCGCAUAGUCAUUUCGACCAAUUCACGCGAAGCCUUGGUGAAAUACUUUUGGAAGUAGUGGGGAUGACUUUCGGAAAAAUAUCGUGGCAAAAAUACGGAAAAUUUUCGAGGCAUUACUGUAUUGUAUAUAUAUAUAUACAUAAACAAGAUGUCUAAAAAAUUUUGACACAGCCGAAGUAUAGAGAUAGAUUGAGUGAAACUGAAUAGAAAAGUUAU
Messenger RNA from Pseudomyrmex gracilis, 3147 nucleotides. It is a transcript of the gene btz, whose product is annotated as GATA zinc finger domain-containing protein 10-like. Gene Ontology annotation, biological process: mRNA processing. The transcript is spliced from 9 exons. The record is from RefSeq and is a predicted model, not a curated record. Gene Ontology annotation, molecular function: mRNA binding. NCBI's taxonomy places the organism in Eukaryota, Metazoa, Arthropoda, Insecta, Hymenoptera, Formicidae. Bases 256 to 2655 code for a protein of 799 amino acids. Gene Ontology annotation, cellular component: exon-exon junction complex.